Molecule: messenger RNA, 3662 nt
Organism: Camelina sativa (false flax)
Lineage: Eukaryota; Viridiplantae; Streptophyta; Magnoliopsida; Brassicales; Brassicaceae
Source: RefSeq, a predicted model, not a curated record
UCUAACAUUUUACUCAGCACAUCUCCAACAAAAACGCCAUCUUUUUCCAAACAGAGCAAUUUCUGAUUCGUAAAGUCUCCAUUUUUAUUUUUCCUACUUUCAAAAUCCCUAGCUUUUGGUUUGCUUCUUCUCCAUCAUCAUCUACAGAGAUGAAAAACGCAUCUUCUUCAUCACCCACUGAGAAUCUUCUCAUUGAAGAGAGAGAAGAAGUCAUGGUUACUAAGAAAGGUCGCUGCUUGAGAAAAACCCAUUUCCUUAAACCCUUCCUUACCUCCAUCAAAGGUGGCUCUGUAGCCGAGCUUCCUCGUCGUCACUACCAACGUCCUUCUGAUUUCUCUUCUGACCUAAAACGCUUCUCUUCACAGGUUUCCUUCUCUGGGUUUUGGUUUGCAGAGCGUCGUUUCUUAUCUUGGGUUGUAAAAAUGGAAGCUUUACACGCACACACUUGGAAAAAAGCUGGGAUUUUUGACGCAAUCAAGGCUUCUACUUACAAAAUCUCCAAAAACACGUCUUUGAUUCUCUCCGUUACUGAGAAAUGGUGUCCUGAGACCAAAUCUUUUGUCUUUCCUUGGGGUGAAGCAACGAUAACGUUGGAGGAUGUGAUGGUGCUAUUAGGCUUUUCUGUUUUGGGCUCUCCGAUCUUUGCCCCUUUGAAAAGCUCGGAGAUGAGAGAUGCCGUAGAGAAACUGGACAAAGCAAGAUUUGAGAGUAGAUGCAGAGAUAGCUAUGUGAGUGUAAAGUCAUGGAUUUCGAGCUUUUCAGGUAGCGGUGGUCAGAUGGAGCAUGAAGCUUUUCUGGUUUUGUGGCUUUCGCUUUUUGUUUUUCCUUCUACAGCUCGUCGUUCUGUCUCCAAAUAUGUUACAUCUAUCGCUGUUCGUUUAGCUAGAGGUGAAAGGAUUGCUCUUGCCCCUGUUGUUCUCUCAAUCCUUUACAGAGAUUUGGGUCGAAUCUGUGAUUUUUCUAGAGAUAAAUCUGAUGACAAAAUUUACAUCAAGUCUCUGUUUAAGUUAGUACAAGUUUGGAUAUGGGAGAGAUUCAGAAACACAAGACCAAAAGCUAGAGAGAUACCCAAAGGUGAACCUAGGAUAGCUCAGUGGGGUGGUCUGCCACAAAGAAGUAAAACGAGAUUGAGGUUUGAUGAUUUUGAGUGGCGUCCUUACACUAAACCGCUAAAGAACUGGAACCCACUCCGGUUUUACCUUGAGGAAGCUAUGUGGGUGACUGUUGAUGACAGUGUUGAUGAUGAUGAGUUUGUUUCGUUUGCUCGAUGUGUGACAGUUUCUCAGCUUGUUGGAGAUGGUUUCUUAGAGGAUUACUUCCCGAAUAGAGUGGCGAUGCAGUUCGGUUUGGCUCAAGAUCUUCCUGCUUUGGUUACUCGUCGCAGAAACUUCACAGAAAAGGAGGCUUGGAAUGAUUACAGUAAGUCACUUGAUGGUUUAAAGCUCUACAUGCCUUGUCGCCUUGAUCGAGGUUCUGUCACUGCAAGAUACCGAGUCUGGUGGCUAAAGUCAGUUGCAAAGUUUUUGGGUUCUGCAGAAAUGCAGAAAGAAACAACUGAAACUUUUAAUGCAAGGAAGAAAUCUGAUGAUGGUGAUGAUAAAUCUGAUCAUGAUGAUGAUGCAUCUCCCAAGGUACUGCCUUUGAGUCAUGUGGUUCAGAAAUUGGAGGAAGGCUUUUCUGCAAAACGUAGAAGAUCUAGGUUGCAUAGACUCGUAAAGCAAGAUAAGAUAGGAGUGUUGGUCAAGAGUCGUGUAUCAUCAGGUAGGAAGAUGAACAAGAAAAGUAAGGAUUUUACAAAUAAGAGAAGCAAUAACAAGCGAGUGCAGAAGAAGCGAGCUCAUGAGGAUGAUGAUGAGAGUUCUAUGGAUGAAGAAGAUGAUAAAAUAAAUAUCGAUGUAUCUCCCGAAGUACUUUCUUUGAGUGUGGUUCAGAAAUUGGAAGAAGGCUUUUCUACAAGACGCAGAAGUCCUAGGAUACAAAGAUUAGUAAAGCAAGAUAAGAUAGGAGGGUUGGUAAACAGUCGUGUAUCAUCAGGUUGGAAGAUGAACAAGACAAGUGAGGAUUUUACAAAUAAGAGAAGCGUUAACAAGCCAGUGCAACUGCAGCAAAGCAUUUACCAGCCAGUGCAGCUGCAACAGAGCAUGUACAAGCCAGUGCAGCUGCAACCAAGCAUGUACAAGCCAGUGCAGCUGCAGAAAAGCAUUUACGAUCCAGUGCAGCUGAAGGAAAACAUUUACAUCCCAGUGCAGAUGAAGAAAAGGCUUUACAAGCCAGUCCACCUGCAGCAAAGAAUCAACAAGCCAGUGCAGCUGCAGCAAAGCAUUUACAAUCCAGUCCAGCUGCAGCAAAGCACUUGUGAGCCAGUGCAGCUGAAGCAAAGCAUUUGCGAGCCAAUGCAGCUGAAGCAAAGCAUUUGCGAGCCAAUGCAGCUGAAGCAAAGCAUUUGCGAGCCAAUGCAGCUGAAGCAAAGCAUUUGCGAGCCAAUGCAGCUGAAGCAAAGCAUUUGCGAGCCAAUGCAGCUGAAGCAAAGCAUUUGCGAGCCAAUGCAGCUGAAGCAAAGCAUUUGCGAGCCAAUGCAGCUGAAGCAAAGCAUUUGCGAGCCAAUGCAGCUGAAGCAAAGCAUUUGCGAGCCAAUGCAGCUGAAGCAAAGCAUUUGCGAGCCAAUGCAGCUGAAGCAAAGCAUUUGCGAGCCAAUGCAGCUGAAGCAAAGCAUUUGCGAGCAAGUGCAGCUGAAGGAAAACAUUUACAUCCCAGUGCAGAUGAAGAAAAGGCUUUACAAGCCAGUCCACCUGCAGCAAAGAAUCAACAAGCCAGUGCAGCUGCAGCAAAGCAUUUACAAUCCAGUCCAGCUGCAGCAAAGCAUUUGCGAGCCAGUGCAGCAAAGCAUUUGCCAGCCAGUGCAGCUGAAGCGGGCUAAUGAGGAUGAAGAAGAUGAUAACAUAACUAUUGCUCGAUGGAUCGAAUCUAGGAAGAAGUAUAGUAGUGAUGCAGAGAUAAUUGUUGGAGAUGCUUCUGAAACACUUGGAAAAAGAACUAGAAGAUAUCUGGCAGCUGAUAGCGAUGAUGGUUCAGAGCCUUGUAAAAAGUAUGCGUCGACUAGAGUAGAGCAAAGGAGGGAAAAGGAUGAUGAAACUGCAAACAAAUCACAGAAGACAAGGGAGAUUCUUAAUGGUUUUGAUGCUGACGUGAUUGGAAAUAAUGAAGGGAAGAAGAAUAUGAUCGAUGGUGAGCAACAUAAUGGACUGAUUCUGCAAAGCAUUGGAAGAGAUGGGAGCAAGAAAGCAGAGUGUUUGGUCCAUGAAGACGGAGAAAAGCAGAGGUGCAAUGAUGAGAAGUUGUGCAGUGAAGUUAAGAAAGAAGAAGAACUUGAUGAAAGACUGAAACAGAGAAGGCUUGCAGUAAAAGAGAUAGAACUGAAGCUUGAGGCACGUAUGGUUAAGGUGAAGAAGACUUUGGCCAAGAUUAUAGUGUGGAAAACCAGAGGAAACACAAAUCACAAUAUUUGAGUGUGUCUUUUGCCCUUUUUCACUUUUGCAUUUGGAGAGAACUUACCACCAGACACAAAUAUUUAUGGUGUUAGUAGUAGAGAAAGACAUAUCAAAUGGAGGAAUCAGUACUUUUUGCUUUUGAAUUAGACACUGAAUUAUAGAGUUCACAAACAU